Molecule: messenger RNA, 1058 nt
Organism: Drosophila virilis
Lineage: Eukaryota; Metazoa; Arthropoda; Insecta; Diptera; Drosophilidae
Gene: holn1
Product: CD2 antigen cytoplasmic tail-binding protein 2 homolog holn1
Cellular component (GO): U5 snRNP
Molecular function (GO): protein binding
Source: RefSeq, a predicted model, not a curated record
UUCGAUGCAACUCUGAAGAAAUAACUAAUAUGUGUUUAUAAUAAGUGGCUAAAUAACGCAACUGAAAUUUAUAAACAGACUAAAACAACAAUGGCAUCGAAAAGGAAACAACAUUUUGGGCUACCUGAUAGUGAAACGUUUAAAAAGAAACACACACUGGACUCAGAUGAAGAGGACUCUGACGACUACGAACGAGACAACCUUAAUGAUAGCGAUAUUGAAGGUGGAGAGGAAGGCGUGGGGAAAGUAGAAGACGAUGUCAAGAUAACUCCGUUUAAUAUGCGUGAAGAACUUGAAGAGGGUCAUUUCGAUAAGGAUGGUCACUAUCAUUGGAACAAAGAGGCGGAGAUUAAGGAUAACUGGUUGGAUAACAUUGACUGGGUUAAGGUGGAGAAGGACAAGAACUAUUUUGAUCCCAACAAUGGUGAUGAAAACUCUGCAGAUGACAGUUUACCUGUGAAUCCAUUUAAUCUGUCAAUGGCAUUUGGUAAAAUGCUUGAGUACAUGAAACCGGGGGAGAGCGUACAGAUGGCUUUGCAAAGAUUGGGACGUAAGCGUCCCAAGUUGUCGACUCUUGAGAAGCUGAGGCAAAAGAAAGCCGGCAUAGAGAGCAAUGAAUCGCAACAAAUUUCAAAGCUAACCGAACUGGCGAAUGAAAUUCUUUCAAAUACUGGAAAUAUGGAUAUAUAUCAAGAAACGUACGAAAAGAUAAAGCAUAAGCUCGAAGACUUGCCAAGCACAAGCAAGCCAGCCGGGGAAUCUUUCGAUAUGUAUGCGGAUGAUUUCGAGGAAAAAGAGUCCAAGCUAUUAAAGGAUUCACAGAAAACAAUGGAGCCAAAUACAAACGAAAUAAAAUGGGAAUUUAAAUGGAAGCAGACUGACGACGACAUCCAGGGCCCAUAUAGUACAGAGAAAAUGUUUAAUUGGUCUCAAGGGGACUAUUUUAAGAAUGGAGUGUAUGUACGCAAAGUUGGUGAAACUUCAAAUUUCUAUUCAAGCAAUAGAAUAGAUUUCGAUUUGUAUUUAUAAAUAAAAAUAAUUGUAAAUGCAUAUAGAAA